Condylostylus longicornis is the source of this 1772-nucleotide messenger RNA. RefSeq names its product DDB1- and CUL4-associated factor 12 homolog (gene DCAF12). Bases 195 to 1577 code for a protein of 460 amino acids. The transcript has 7 exons. Gene Ontology annotation, molecular function: protein binding. The record is from RefSeq and is a predicted model, not a curated record. Gene Ontology annotation, cellular component: Cul4-RING E3 ubiquitin ligase complex. NCBI's taxonomy places the organism in Eukaryota, Metazoa, Arthropoda, Insecta, Diptera, Dolichopodidae.
UAAUAAAGAUAUUUAGAUUUAAUAAAUAUUUCAAACGAUUUUUAUGCUUAUUUUAUUAUUCUUCAUUUAAGUGCAAUAUACUAAAUGCUUUAUGUUACAAAAAUAUAUUAUAGAUGAUGAGUUUGUAAAUAACUUAGUUAUAGAACAAUAUUUAAAAAAGAAUUCAAUAUUAAAUGUAGGUAGAAAAAGACAAUAUGAGUAUGAACUAUUUAGUCAAAACUGUUAAAAAAAGCAUUGUAGCUAGAUACCCGCCAUGUCAUAACACAAUUCGGCUAGAAGAAAGACGAGCGAAAGCUCGACUUCUAAGACAAGAAAGACGUAGGAAACCAGAUAAACCGGAUGACUUUGUUACAUAUGACGAUUCAGAAAGUGAAGAGGAAACUUUAACUGAACAGAAAGAAAUACUUAGUACCUCGUACAAUUUUGAUGAUUUUUUAAGAAGUCGGGAAUCGAACUUAAAAGAGGAAAGAACUAUAAGUAUGGACUAUGCGAGUCGUUAUAUACUUACGCAUGACAUGUUACGUGAAACUCCAAUCUCCUUGGGAUAUCUUAAUAAGGUAUUUUGUUCACAAUGGCUGAGCAGUAGGCAAAUUGUUUUCGGAACCAAAUGUAAUAAGUUAUUAGUUUAUGAUGUCAAUAUGAGAAGGGUUGAUGCUAUUCCAACUUUAUCUAAUAAUAGAUUUAAUCACCCUGAAAAUCAAGGAGGUCUUCAUGCAAUAGAAAUCAACCCAAGUAGAACAUUUUUAGCGACAGGUGCAAGAAAUUCUUCUGACAUUGCAGUAUAUCGACUACCAACUUUAGAUCCAGUUUGUGUCGGAGAAAACGGUCACAGAGAUUUAAUAAUGGGAAUGUGUUGGUUGGAUGAUCAAUUUUUGGUAUCAGGAUCAAAAGAUUCUAAAAUGUCCUUAUGGCGCAUAAAUGAGGAUUUAAUGGAAUUUCCCGAUGGAGGAGAAGAAGCUUGUCCCACAUUUGCUACUAUUAACCCAGUUUGUAUCAAGGACUGUCGUGCCGCACAACGAAUUCGUUCACUAUGCUUUAAUCCAGAUUUCAAGGAAAUUGCUGCACUUUCGUUAAACGGAUACAUUCACAUUUUUAAUGCCGAAAGUUUUAAACAAAAACUAUCAAGAAAGUUACCUAAUUGUCAAGAUAAUGUCAGCAUUGCUUACCAUCAAGAUGGACUAUAUGCUGUUGGCUGCCGUUCUUACACUAUUUUACUGGAUGCCAGAACUUUACAAGCUGUUAAAAAAAUAACUUCGCGCUAUAGUGGUUGUGGUAUACGUUCAACAAGUUUCGAAGGAAAUAUUUUAACUGUUGGAACUGGUUUAGGAAUGUUAAUGUUUUAUGACAUUCGUGCUGGAAAAUAUUUAGAAAGUUGUGUUAACGCUUCCAGAACGGUAGUUCUAAAAGCUAGUAGGGGCAUAGUGUACCCCGAAGAAGAAAUGGAUGGUUUUCAACAAGUAAAAUAUGUACCAGCGAUAUAUACUCACUGUUAUGAUAGUACAGGAAUGAGAAUAUUUGCUGCGGGGGGUCCGCUUCCUGCUACUUUGAUUGGCAAUUACGCUGGCGUAUGGCAGUAAACUUUACUUUACAUUCGUAUAAUCAUGUUAGAUAAUAAUAAUGAUGUAAACAAUAACCAUAGUAUGGCUUAAGAACGUUAAUCAAAUUCUUAAAUUUAUGGAUGUGGAAUUUUUUUUUGCAUGACAGUUUUAUUUAAAAACUCUUGACUGAUAUAAAAGUAUUUAUUUUAAAUAAGAUUAGGAAUAAAAAUUAGA